Messenger RNA from Nilaparvata lugens (brown planthopper), 1379 nucleotides. RefSeq lists its product as uncharacterized. The record is from RefSeq and is a predicted model, not a curated record. The transcript is spliced from 6 exons. The coding region runs from base 276 to 1292 and encodes 338 amino acids. NCBI's taxonomy places the organism in Eukaryota, Metazoa, Arthropoda, Insecta, Hemiptera, Delphacidae.
AGCAAUUUCAAUGCGUGCGUUCUAUUUUCAGCGUUUAUUUUGUGAUGACAGAGGAGUUUGCAAAGCGGGUUGCCUAUCCUCCCCCUGUUGACAUUGAUUCAGUUUGGCUGUAAGUAGGUCAAGGGCAAGACUGAGCUUUGUCAGCCCCGGGCUCGAGUGGAAUGUCACGCGGUGAUGGGGUAUGGGGAAUAUUCCACUACCCUUUCGAGCUUCCAAGUUUGAUUAUUCUGAAACGUCUCUGAUCGAGAAGCUUCAGGGUAGAACUAGAGAGAUAGAUGCCUUAUUCUAUUACACAGAAUGAUAACUUUUUCAAUCACAGUUACACAUUCUCAGUAACUGUCCUUAUCUUUUUGGCAUUUUUCUACCAAUGCAAUGCAUUCAAUCGAUGUGGUCAGAGAGAGAAGGAAACUCAGAAGUAUCACCUAGUCCAGCCAUGCAGCAGCUCCAAAAUGAAUAUUCUCGCUUCGAGUAACGCCAACUCACUUCAAAAAUGCGAAAUGCUUGCUAAGCAAAAUAAAGGACUAGCGUUCAGCUAUCUCUCAGAAGGAAGCAUAAGUGGUAAUUAUGGCGGUGAGGAAUAUUACGAUGACAAUGAAGAUGAGUCAACGUGUCGAGUGUUCGACUGUCCCGAGUUUGAGUCGACUCUAGCAUUGCAGCCUGUAUCAGGGCACCAUUAUUAUAGUCUUUAUGCUCGUCCAAUGGCCAACACGAAUGUGACUUGCGUACCUGGAAUAGGAAUUUUCAUACUUCAUAACGAGAGCAGAAACCAUUCAGAGGCUGUGCAGCUGUGUAGGGAGGAAGGUGGUGUGUUGGCUUCUCCAUUAUCCGAGAAACGAAGCAUGUAUCUGGGUCAUCUGAUAGCUUCAACGGGAAAAUCUGGCGUUUCAGACAAAUGGUACGUCGGCUUGGAUGACAUUCAAAUGGAAGGCACUUUUGUCUCUUCCACAGGAGAACUACUGAAAUGUGUGCAAUUCCGUGCCUGGGCACCAGGGGAGCCACAUUCACGGAAAGAUGAUGACUGCGUUGUUAUUAAUCCAAGAUUCACUUGGCAAGUUGUGCCUUGCUCAAAGAAGCUGCCUUUUGUUUGUGAGAUAUUGCCAGGAGGUCCACUUCACAUUUGCAGUGCGAACUCUUCAUUGGCUUCAAGAAAAGAGUGCCUGGAUAAUCAUAUCAACAGAACAGAAUACUUUGAAUAUAACUCGAAAUGUAAACUACCUCCUGGCUAUUUGAUGAAUUUGACAGAAAUGCUGGAAAAAGUUGAAACCUCCAUCACCAAAGUUGAUUUAGCAUAAUUUUCUUGCUGUGACUUUGUGACAGUUUAGAAAAAAAUUAACCAAAUUCUUGUACUGUAUGAUUUUUUCUUACUUUUAUACGAAUAA